AAACAGACAUUUUAGGUACGAAAAGUACGAAACUAAAUCAAAGACCUCACGCAUGUAUGUAUACAUAUACAAACACUUGUCGUAGCCACCCAAUCCCAUUCAUCACACGUCUUGAAGAUCUUCAAAAACAAUAAAGCAAAUCUGAAGUUGCCCAAAAAAAAAAUUUCAAGAAAAGUGAAUUUACUGCAAGAACGAGGCUCCCUCUUCUCUUCUCUUCUCUCCCAGAAGCUCAAUUGUUGACUCAUCUGACCACCCGACAGUGAGGGUUGUCGUCUGAGGCCCGGAGCUGACAGUUUUUGUACUAUAAUAUAUCCUAUAUAAAAAGGAAUGGCGAUAAUGCAGUGUUAGUUCAAGGUUUUGAGGCCACCCCGGAACGCCCUUUCUGGGUUUUCCUCGACCUAGCUAUACUAGCUGCAAUGGCGGAGCAAAUCUGUUUCCUCUCAAAGGGAACUAUCAUCAUAAAAGCUCCCAAGAAAUCUCCACCACUGUUAAGGAUGGGACUGGUAGUGUUAGCAAUGGUCUGUGGUCUUUUUAUCUUCUGUGUAUGUGUAAACCAGUCCAACACUCACAAACAACAUAAAUUCUUGAACCUUGAAGUCAUGGAUCGGGGUUGUCGUGACCUCGACAUAGAUAGAUCCCGGAUUCCCUACUUGCAUUAUCCGAAGCCAACAACUUUUAGCAGGGCUGAAUGUGCCUGUAACCCUGUUCGGCUCUUUGCCAUUUUGACGAUGCAAAGGUCUGGGAGUGGGUGGUUCGAGACGUUAUUGAAUAGUCAUGUGAACGUAAGUUCGAAUGGCGAAAUAUUCUCUGUGAAAGACAGGAGGGAGAAUUUUUCUUCGAUUGUGGAGACACUAGACAGGGUUUACAAUCUGGACUGGUUUACUAGCGCAUCAAAGAAUCAGUGUUCAGCCUCGGUUGGCUUCAAAUGGAUGCUUAACCAGGGGGUGAUUGAACACCAAAGAGAAAUCGUUGACUACUUCAAUGAAAAGGGUGUUUCUGUGAUAUUUCUUUUCCGAAGAAACCUACUCCGCCGAAUGGUUUCCUUGCUUGCAAAUUCGUAUGAUCGACACGCCAAACUCUUGAAUGGAACACACAAGUCUCAUGUUCACUCAACUGAGGAGGCCGAAACCCUUGCAAAAUACAAGCCUGUAAUCAAUACCACAUCAUUAAUGACGGAAUUAAAGCAAAUGGACGUGAUGGCCAAAGAAGCACUGCAGUUCUUCAGCAGCACACGCCAUAUCGUUCUAUACUAUGAAGACCUUAUCAGAAACCAAAGUAAAAUGAUGGAUGUCCUGAAGUUCUUGAGACUGCCACACAUGCAUUUAACUAGUCGCCAAGUUAAGAUACACAGUGGACCGCUAUGGAAGCAUAUCAAGAACUGGGACGAUGUUAACAAGGCAUUGAAAGGAACGGUUUAUGAAGGCUUCCUCCAUACUGACUACUAAUCUCGUUAUCUCGCAGCUUCAUUGAUCAACAAAAAGUGUGAAUUCUUCUACCGCCUUUAUAUCUAAACUUAACAGGUACAGAUCUAGACAACACCUUUGAUUUAUGGGGUCUUAGAAUAUAGAAUUUGAGUAAAAGGAAGUAAUCUAAGCAGCAUCAAGUCAGGUUGUUCUGUUACUGUUUUUGUAAUUAAGCUAAUGUUCUUAGUUUUCUUAAUCUUUGAUUGAUUUGAGAUCCAGGUUUGUAUGCAGUGUUUUUCAACCCUAUUGCUGACCAUUAAUCAAAAGAA
Molecule: messenger RNA, 1732 nt
Organism: Ipomoea nil (Japanese morning glory)
Lineage: Eukaryota; Viridiplantae; Streptophyta; Magnoliopsida; Solanales; Convolvulaceae
Product: nodulation protein H-like
Exons: 6
Coding region: 417-1445 (342 amino acids)
Source: RefSeq, a predicted model, not a curated record